This is a messenger RNA of Vitis vinifera (wine grape), 1531 nucleotides long. Its product is annotated as E3 ubiquitin-protein ligase RZFP34. The record is from RefSeq and is a predicted model, not a curated record. Gene Ontology annotation, cellular component: nucleus. Lineage: Eukaryota; Viridiplantae; Streptophyta; Magnoliopsida; Vitales; Vitaceae. Gene Ontology annotation, molecular function: zinc ion binding; ubiquitin protein ligase activity. The coding region runs from base 372 to 1241 and encodes 289 amino acids. Gene Ontology annotation, biological process: protein ubiquitination; ubiquitin-dependent protein catabolic process. The transcript has 13 exons.
AGAGUGGACAAGGUGGAACCCUAUCCAUUAGUCCAACUUGGUGCUCUGUUCCCAACUCACACAAAACAAAUUUUCACCACAAAUUACCCCCAGAAAAUGUCGUAAAAGUACAAAACGUCCCAAACAAACCUUUGAAUACAAAGUGCCAAACCGUAAUUUGACAAUGUUUUGAAAGCAAUACUCCAGCCGCCCAACACGGACGCGGAAUCGUAUAUGAUUUUAUAAAGGCCGGCAACAGGCAGAGGCAGGACCUUCACUGUUCAAACUCAGGAACACACAUUCCAAAACCAGAAAUCAAAAGGCUGAAACACCCUGUUCACAGUUCCUCAAUUCUUCUAGGUAAAUUUUGAAGAUACAGAGGAAGAUUAAGUAUGGAGAGCGGUUUGGAGGGCCAGAUGUCGACUCAUAGGCAUGAGGAAGAUGAGUCUUUAAUGGAGAUGGGAUCUGGGCGUUUUGGGUGUUCGCAUUACAGAAGGAGAUGCAAGAUCAGAGCUCCUUGUUGCGAUGAGAUAUUCGAUUGCAGGCAUUGCCAUAACGAAGCAAAGAAUGCAUUAGAAGUUGAUCCUCUCACUCGGCACGACGUUCCUCGCCAUGAAAUAAAAAGGGUUAUCUGCUCUUUGUGUGGCACAGAACAAGAUGUUCAGCAGAAUUGCAUCCACUGUGGGGUAUGCAUGGGACAGUACUUCUGUUCAAAAUGCAAGUUCUUCGACGAUGAUGUUUCAAAGCAAAUAUACCAUUGCAACAAGUGUGGAAUCUGCAGAACUGGAGGAGAGGAGAACUUUUUCCACUGUGAUAAGUGUGGAUGUUGCUAUUCAACAGCUUUGAAGGAUUCACACAAUUGUGUGGAAAGAGCAAUGCACCACAAUUGCCCUGUUUGCUUCGAGUAUCUUUUUGAUACUACCACAGACAUUACUGUCUUGCAUUGCGGACAUACCAUACAUUUGGAAUGUUUGAAAGAGAUGGAACGUCAUUUCCAGUACUCAUGCCCUGUCUGCUCAAAGUCAUAUUGUGAUAUGUCCCAUGUUUGGGAAAAGCUCGAUCAAGAGGUUGCUUUGACUCCCAUGCCAUCUAUGUUCGAAAAUAAGAUGGUUUGGAUACUCUGCAAUGACUGUGGGGAAACAUCAGAGGUAAAUUUCCAUAUUGUGGCUCAUAAGUGCCUAAAAUGCAACUCCUACAAUACAAGGCAGACACGAGGAGGCCCUGCUUCAUGCUCAUCGAGGAUUGAGGAGAUGAUGAGAUAAUCAUUGAUUCAGAACUUUUGUGUCACUAGUCCUUCAGGGGUCAAUCCAACUAGUUCUGCAGAACAGCCUAGUUACUUGAAACAUGGAAGGCAACAACUGUUGUUAAUUCCUUUAUUCUUUGCCAAUUGUUUCCCUAGAAGUUCUCUUGUUGUGGAAAAUGUGGCCAUUUCAAGCUGAUGUGUAUCACCAGAUGCGCCAAGCCCUCAUUUUCUUUUCUUUUUUUUGGGAAGAUGUGAUAUUGUGUACUGGGGAAAUAUUGAAUGUAUUGAAAUCUAUUUUUCACUACAAAA